Molecule: messenger RNA, 1186 nt
Organism: Larimichthys crocea (large yellow croaker)
Lineage: Eukaryota; Metazoa; Chordata; Actinopteri; Sciaenidae
Product: lysophosphatidic acid receptor 6
Exons: 2
Coding region: 189-1154 (321 amino acids)
Biological process (GO): G protein-coupled receptor signaling pathway
Cellular component (GO): membrane
Molecular function (GO): G protein-coupled receptor activity; oxysterol binding
Source: RefSeq, a predicted model, not a curated record
CAUAAACUCACUGCGUGCUGAGAGGAGUGUGACGUGAGGAGCUGCACAACCAGAGAGCAUCAAAACACACGAGCUGUCAGCAUGCGGUGUAGCUUUCUGCAUCUGCAGUUCAGACAAAGGAAACCAUAAAAACCUUGAGCAGCAGAGAAGCAACCCACGCCUUCUUUGAUUCAACCCCACAGUGAUCUAUGAAGAUGAACAUGACAGUCGACAGAUGCGGUACACCCUCGGAGGAGUACCAGUACUACUUUUUCCCGGCGGUCUACAUCCUUGCUUUAGUUAUCGGUCUACCGGGAAACCUUGCAGCGCUAUUCGUCUUCACCUUCAAGACGACUCCUCGCACGGCCUUCAGCGUCUACAUCAGUAAUCUGGCUCUGGCGGACAUCGUCAUCCUCUGCACUCUGCCGUUUAAGAUCCACUACCACCUCAACCGCAACAACUGGGUCUUUGGCGACGUGGUCUGCGGCGUCACCGGGAUCCUGUUCUUCGCCAACAUGUACCUGAGCAUCUGUUUCAUGACUUGUAUCUGCGUGGAUCGCUACAUGGCCACCGUGCAUCCACACACCUAUCUGAGGAUGCGAGGCCCUCUGAGCGCUCUGGUCGUCAGCACGUUGCUGUGGUGUGUGGUUGGAGUUGCCAUACUGAUCUUCUUCCUCAUGGGACCUCUGAAGACCAACUCAGACCGAUUCGGAGGUCAGAAAUGUUUCGAGAACUUCGACAGACACGAGUGGAGCUCGCGUUUAGGGGCGUACAGCCUCCUGUGCCUGAUCAUCGGCUCCCUGCUGCCCUCCUUGAUCAUCCUGGUGUGUUACCCGCUGGCUGCGAGGCGCAUUUCCAAGAUAAAGAGUCAAACAGCCCAAAAAGCCGUGAGGGUCAUCUACAUCAUCCUGGCUAUCAUGCUGCUCUGCUUCCUGCCCAACCACGUCGUCUACCUGCUGCAUCUGCUUCGACGCACGGACGUGAUCCGGAGCUGCGUCGCCGCCCACAUCAUCUACAACGCCAGGCGGGUCACCAUGGCGCUCGUCGUCCUCAACACGUGCCUGGACCCGCUGCUUUACUACGUCACCACCAACCACUGCAAAUGGAAGUGCUUUAAGAUGACAUGGGAGUGCGGAAGGAUGAGGAAGCGUCGGGGUGUUUAUGUCGUUCAGUGAGACGAGCAUCGCAACAAUGAGUCUUUUCUACA